Messenger RNA from Megalopta genalis, 1733 nucleotides. RefSeq names its product endocuticle structural glycoprotein SgAbd-1. Gene Ontology annotation, cellular component: chitin-based extracellular matrix. Gene Ontology annotation, molecular function: structural constituent of chitin-based larval cuticle. The record is from RefSeq and is a predicted model, not a curated record. NCBI's taxonomy places the organism in Eukaryota, Metazoa, Arthropoda, Insecta, Hymenoptera, Halictidae.
GUUUGAUCACGUACAUUUGCACACGACCGGAUAGCACAGGCUCACGCGUUCGUUUCUUUUCGUCCGAAUUUCUUUUUCCUCCGCAAAAAUUCAGUGGACCGCAUCCGAUCUUUCCUCGAUUUCCACGUCGAACACUGCGCCGGUGUUUAUCAGCGAUCUGGAAUUAUUCUCACUGUGCGACGGCAUCAUGAAGAUCAUCCUGGUUCUGUUGGCACUAUCGGCGGCGGCGUCCGCGCAAUUCAACAGAUACCUGUACAAUCCUGAUUAUUACGGACGACGUUUCGCCAUAUUGCGACAAUCCCAAGACUCUUCUCCGGAUGGAUCGUACUCCUACAGCUACGACACGGAGAACGGUAUAUCGGUGGCCGAGCAAGGGACCCCGAAGUUCGCCGGUCCGAACCAGGUGGAGUCGGUGAGAGGGCAGUUCAGUUACACCGCGCCGGACGGCACGCCGAUUCUGGUGACUUACACGGCGGACGAAAAUGGCUUCCAAGCGAACGGCGCGCAUCUGCCGACUCCGCCGCCGAUCCCGGUUGCGAUACAACGGGCCCUGGCCCACAACGCGGCCCAUCCGGAAGAGGAAGAGCCGUACAGGAGAUACUAGGGACGCGGCGAACGUCCUCCAGGAUCCUCCUCGACGGAACCAGACUCGCGAAGUGAACCGCUUUCGAACCUUCUGUCCCGGAUCUUCUCACGGACUCAGAAAUCAUGCUCCGGCAUGUUCAAGCGAUCGUUUAAGAUCGAUUAGGCUACGAUUCGAUUAAGAGAGAUUCGGCUUUCGGACCGGAAGCACCGCGCGCGACGCUCGUUUCUCGAAGGGGCGGCCUUUUGGUAACUGCCCGGGCGAUUUUGUGGGGGAUUGCGGGGGAUCUGUGCGGUGUUCCAUGGCCGGUGAUCGUUGCAAAUGAAUCGUUUGCUCGGUGAUCGAGAGUUAUUAGCGUUGGGUUUACGGAACCAGCGAGAAUUCGCUGAUUUUGUUUCAUUUAGAUCGCAUCGUUCGGAUUUUAAAGACGCGUCUGCGAGUUAUUCGUUAAAUCCGCGCGUUGCUUCCGGCGAAUGUUACGGUAACGUUCGUUCGAAAAUCAGGAUAAACGUAAUAUUGUUACUUUUGUAAAUUGUUGUAAGACAGUUGAUUCGAUUGAUUGAUGAAAAACCGAUGCGAAACAGCUCCGUAAAUCUGGCAUCGCAAGUAAACGUUGAGAAAUGUUUCUUAUUUCGUUUUCUUCGGGAGAAUAUCGACUCGAUGGGAGCUUUUCGAAAUGGCGGCCGACGGAGAAUUCGUCCGCGGACAUUCCGGCGAUUUUUCUUGACGAUUUUCUCGCGCGUGCACCGCGAGAAAAAAAAGACAGGAAUACCGAGAAUAUCGCGGGGUCGAAUGGACGAAAUGUCGAAUAAUGAUUGUCGCGUCGUUGAUUGUUUAAACGGCCAUGGAACGCUGUGCUCGGGCAACGUCACGCCCGAAUCGCGCUAACAUAUUGUCGGGAAACUGUUCGCUUAUGCUUCUCUACGUUGUACUGCCUGAAUAUAUAGUAAUUAAUUUAUUAAUCGAUAAGAUCGCGUCUUGUAGAUUAACAUUCCUGCUUUCACGAUUGUAACGCGAUUAAUUCGUCGACUGUACUUCUCUCUGCUCUAAUCCCAGCGAAUGUACGGAGAAACUGUGCUGCAAGUGUACAUGCAUACACACAUAUGUGCCUACGAACUAUUACAAAUACAGAUUCAUGAAAAUGUCAUAA